Messenger RNA from Lathyrus sativus (Indian pea), 288 nucleotides. The record is from the annotation of a GenBank genome assembly. NCBI's taxonomy places the organism in Eukaryota, Viridiplantae, Streptophyta, Magnoliopsida, Fabales, Fabaceae.
AUGGGCUUCAAGCUCAAUGUGUUACUGAUACUUGCAACUUCACUUAUUGCUCAACAUGAAGCUUCUAAUUCAUAUGAUUAUAAAGCUAUCACCAUUAAUGGACAAAGAAAGAUACUACUUUCUGGCUCCAUUCAUUACCCCAGAAGUACUCCUCAGAUGUGGCCAGAUCUUAUCCAAAAGGCUAAAGAAGGAGGAUUGGAUGUGAUUCAAACUUAUGUUUUCUGGAAUGGACAUGAACCUUCACCUGGCAAAUAUUAUUUUGAGGGGAACUAUGAUUUGGUAUACUAA